AUGCACGAGUGUAAAGACCCAAAGGACGCACCAAACAAGCCUAAUAAUCUGCAAUGGAUCUUAUUCAGCUUCUUAUCUUUGCUCUCUCUCUUUACACAGUUUUCUUCUUCUUUGCGAAGUCGCUAUUUUUCUUCUGGGAACAAGAAACGAAUGGCUCCUAUGGCCCCGGGGGCAUGGCCAUUGUUCGGACAUCUAUCAUUCUUUAAAAGCUCAAAACCAACCCACGUAACGUUUGGGGACAUGGUCGAGGUGCUUGGACCGGUUUUCAUGAUGAAGCUAGGGUCAUACAACGUGCUGAUCAUAAGCAGCCAAGAGGUGGCCAAAGAGUGCUUCACUGUCCACGACAAGGUCAUAGACCGGAUCGACCUCACUGCUUCGAAAAUCUUGGGCUAUGAUGGCUCCUUCUUAACGUUUUCUUCUUGUGGUCCUUACUGGAAAGAGAUGCGUAAGAUAGCAACAUGGGAGCUUUUUUCGACCACAACGACUGAUAAGUUCAAGGAUAGCAGAGAAAGAGAGGUUGAUAUGACGUUUAGAGACCUCUAUAUGAGGUGGGAGCAAGAGGGUGGAGCGAAAACUGGAGUAUUGGUGGACAUGAAACGAGAGUUCCAAGAUUUACUAGCUAAUAUAUCGUUGAUGAUGAUUGUGGGGAAGAGAUAUUUCGGGGCAAGUCCAAAUUGUGAAGCGGGAGAAGCGAGGAGAUGCGGGAAGUUGAUUCAAGAAUUUUUCAAUUACUUUGGGCUCUACUUGUUAUCCGAUGUGAUGCCAUCUCUGGGUUGGUCGGAAUGGAAGGUCAAAAGGGAUAUGAAGAGAACGGCUAAAGAGUUGGAUCAAGUUGUUGAAGCUUGGGUUGAAGAACACAAGAAGAGGAGAGAUGACAUACCCAGCUGUGAAAAGCACUAUUUGGAUCUACUCAUUGAGAUCUUCGAAAACCGCGAGAUUCCAGGCACCAUUCAUGAUGCUCAUACCACCACCAAGGCCAUAUGCCUUAACAUGGUAUUUGCAGGGAGCGAGCCGGCCAUUGUUGUGUUGGUUUGGGUUGUAUCACUGCUUGUUAACAACCCCCAUGAGUUGAGGAAAGCACAAGAGGAGCUUGACCAAAAAAUCGGAAGGGACAAAGUUGUAGAAGAAUCCGACCUCAAUGACUUGACUUAUCUCCAUGCCAUUGUCAAGGAAACAUUACGUUUGUAUCCACCACUUCCUCUCACAGCUUAUAGGUAUGUGAUGGAAGACUUCGACAUUACCCAUGGAAACUUUCAUGUUCCCGCAGGUAAAUAUUAUAUGCACCUACGUUACUCUAUAGUACAUAUUCAGAAGAUUAGACUCAUGAGAUGCAUAGUCUUUUUCUUAUUGGAUUAACUAGGGACACAAGUGCUCGUAAAUGAGUGGAAAGUUCAGAGGGAUCCAAACUUUUGGUUCGAGCCGGAGUUAUUCAAACCAGAGAGGUUCUUAACAUCUGAAAAAGUAGAUAAUGUUAAAGGCAUGGGCAUGUUGUUUCCAUUCGGUUUGGGACGACGAUCGUGCCCUGCAAUCCCUCUAGGUAUGAGGAUGGUUCACUAUGUUCUGGCUAGGUUCUUGCACACGUUCGACUUGGCAGCACCAUUCAGCCAAGACGUGGACAUGACUGAGAGCAAUGGGUUUGUCAAUCUCAAAGCCACUCCUCUUCUAGUCUUGAUCAAUCCUAGGCUACCUAAAUCACUCUACCAUGUGGAUUGUAAAGUAUAAUUCUCAAACAAGGAUUGAUAACUAAAGCUACUUUUUCAAAUUUCUCAUUUCUUCAGAGAAUUAUAUUUUGUUUUACAAUAUGAUUUUACAAUAUGAGUGAGUCUUCAUAUCUUCAGAAGGUUACAUUUUCGCAAAUAAGGAUUUCAUAGGACCUAAAGAUACAAAACAGCUCCUUUAAUCAUGUAUGAAUUCGAAUCCCAAAUUUGACCCCUAGAAAGUAAAUUUUUAGAUAAAAUAUUCCACAUGAGUUAUAGGUACAUCCACGGUCUUACAACUUUUUUCUUUUUCUUUUUGCCCUUUAGCUCUUUAGUGCAAACAUGCAUGAAUAUGAAUCAUGAGGAGGUACCUGAAAUAUAAAGGAUCAGACUCCAAACAAAACAAAAUCAGGACAAAAUAUGUUUUAACAUCUCAAAUUUAUACAAUAAAUAAUAAAAAAAUCUAAUCCUAUGGUUGUACCGACUUUUGCUUAAUUCCUACUCGUUUAUAAUUGUAACAAUGCCCAGUUGGAGAAUUUAUCAAUAACCAGUACAGGAUUGUGGAUUGUGGGUUAAAAAAAUCUAUUUUUUUAAAGCCGAAAAGAAUAUAUUGUAAAUGUUAUUUUCCACCAACCAGAAACAUUCAUUAUGUUAGCUCUCUCCUCUUUAGAAUUUAUAAAUCAUUAAAUCAAUAACACAUGAUUUCAGUGUAGAUUUUAAAAUUAUAGAACUAAUAACAGUAAAUUUAGUUUGGAUUUCUAAAUCAAUUAAUAUACACCAAUCAAUAACUCCCUUUUAAUUCACCCCCACUUAAUUCGCUUUCGAUUAUCCGAUAUGGAAGAAGGAUAUUUUCAAGAGAAACUUCUGUUUGAUUUUCGCAUAAAGUCAUCUAGUAUCUCAUAAAGUUAACUAGGCAUGGGCAUUCAGGGGGCAUCAGAUUCGGUUCGAUUGAUUUAGAUUUUCAGAUCUUUCGGUGUUAUGCUCAAAAGUCUCAUUUAGAUUUUAUUAAUAAUUGGGUCGGGUGGUUCGGAUCGGAUUUGUAGCCAAUGUCUGAAAUCGUCCAAUAUAUUUUUUUAAAAACUAAAAAAAUUGACAAAAAAGGCUCAAAAUAUAGAAAUUGUUCACAAAUCUAAUUAAUAUUAGUUAAAUUACCGCUUAUGUGCUGCUCAGUAGUGACUGCUAGGGAGUUAAUCACACCAGGCUAUAUAAAAGAGCGCCUACUCCGUCCCGUUCACGACUGGAGUGACUCGAGCACUUGUCUAGAGAGGUGCUUUAGCAUCCUUCGCCAACCGGUGUGGAAAAGCUAAUAAAAUUAACUAAAAAGUAUUCAAAAUAACAAAAAUAAAAAAAAAAACUAAAAAAACCAUUAGAAUACCAUAAAGAGGAAUUACCUAAGAUAUCCCUUUUUAAUUUAUUUUCACAAAAGAAUCCCAAAAGAAAAAACUAACAAAAAGAGGUUUUACUAACGGGUAAAUAUAUUCAUAUACCCUUAAUCCCAGACUUUGAAUUUAGAGUUGAUGGAGUUUUAGAGGUGGGGUUUAAAAUAUUAAAAGAUAGAAAAUAAAUAUUAAAAUUUUAAAAAUAUAUUUUUUUAAAUUAGUUUCAAAAAACAAUUUCAAAAAGAAAAUUUGAAAAAAAUUAAAAAUUAAAAUUUAUAAAAAAUUUCAAAUUAAAAUUUAUAAAAAAUUUCAAAUUUGAAAACAUAUAGUUCGAAAUUAAAAAUAUAUUUUUAUUAUUUAUUAUUUAUAUAUCUAUAAAACAAUGGCCAGCAGAGUAUUUUGUCUCUUUAAUAAAACAUAAUUUGGUCAUUUUCCUUUUCAGAGUUUUUUUUAUGAUAAAAACUUAAAACGGUUUAUUUGAGAAAAUCGCCACACUAUAAAAUAUACUUUGGUCAUUUUCCUUUUCAGAGCUCUUUUUACGAUAAAAACUUAAAAUCUUCUAUUUGAAAAACUCGUCACACUAUAAAACAUCUAAAUUGUUUUUAACAAAUAUAAAACAUUGAUACUGCCAGUUAUUUUGGAUUUCUGUCGGGUUGUAAGUUCAUAGUUCCGUUCAAGGUUCAGAUCAGAUUUUUCAAUUUGGGUUUAGGUGGAGACUUCGGUAUGAAGGUAAAAACGCCCAGGCAUAUAGUUAACUAGGUAUCUUUUUAACUAUUCCAUUUAGAUCGGUUCAAUUUUGUUGCGGUUCAUCUUCCCACCCUCACUAUCUUCCUUUUCUAUCUAACAGGUGCGACGACUAGAACAUACUGGAAACUGAAUCUAUUGUUGACCCGCAGAAAUAAAGGAGGAAAUGAGAGGGACGAGGAAUUUUAUCAAGUCUAAAAUAAGCUGCUAUGCCCACUUCAAUUUCUCUGAACAUCCCAAACAAACUAGAGCUAAAAUAGUUCCUUAAAAACAAAAAGGUAAAUUAGAAAAAAAAAAAAA
Brassica rapa (field mustard) is the source of this 4120-nucleotide messenger RNA. Its product is annotated as xanthotoxin 5-hydroxylase CYP82C2. Gene Ontology annotation, molecular function: iron ion binding; heme binding; oxidoreductase activity, acting on paired donors, with incorporation or reduction of molecular oxygen. The record is from RefSeq and is a predicted model, not a curated record. Lineage: Eukaryota; Viridiplantae; Streptophyta; Magnoliopsida; Brassicales; Brassicaceae.